Molecule: messenger RNA, 5985 nt
Organism: Daphnia magna
Lineage: Eukaryota; Metazoa; Arthropoda; Branchiopoda; Diplostraca; Daphniidae
Gene: Egfr
Product: epidermal growth factor receptor
Exons: 10
Coding region: 450-5057 (1535 amino acids)
Biological process (GO): cell surface receptor protein tyrosine kinase signaling pathway; positive regulation of kinase activity; protein phosphorylation
Cellular component (GO): signaling receptor complex; basal plasma membrane
Molecular function (GO): transmembrane receptor protein tyrosine kinase activity; ATP binding
Source: RefSeq, a predicted model, not a curated record
CCUGCCCGUCAGGACGUAUUACAGUGUGUCGCGCUUCGAUAUUAAAAAAUUUGUUGUUUUGUUUUUGUUUUUAAUUUGGCAUCGUUCAUUUUCGUGCCGCCAUUUCAGUGAGUUGUGCGUUUAAAAUAAUAAUUAAAAAAAACAAACGAAUGUCACAUUGACCGCGUGUAUUGUACUCCGUGUUUGUUUUGGGGGAGGGGAUACAGUUCCGUGUGCUUCUAGUGUACGUGUUUUGUUUCAUUUUUGAAGUGCUCAAUUUCAAACAUUUUCAGCGCGGAUUUGCGGAUUUUUUUUGAAUCGAUUGGCGCCGCCGUAAGUAUGAUCCGUCGGCUGGAUUGGUCUGUCCGGAUUUGACACUGACCCAGACGCCCACACUUGCCACGUCCGCGUUGCGCUCGCUUCCGAUACGUUUUGCGCACCUCAUCCGCAUCUGCUCCCCCCCCCCCACCAUGGAUAAAAGACGCAACGUCAUGUCCCGUGCGCUGAGCUUCGCCAUCGCGGCAACCUUCGCUUUGCUGGCCGUCAACAUCGUCGACGCUGCGUCCGUCAUCGAAGAGAGAGUUUGCAUCGGUACCAAUGGCCGCAUGUCGGUACCGUCGAAUCGCGAGCAUCACUACCGUAACUUGCGCGACCGCUACACCAAUUGCACGUACGUCGACGGCAACCUGGAGCUGACUUGGCUGCAGGAUGAACACCUGGACCUGACGUUCCUGCAGCACAUCCGCGAGGUGACGGGCUACGUGCUCAUCUCGCACGUCGACGUCAAGCGCAUCGUCCUGCCGGCUCUGCAGAUCAUCCGCGGACGGACGCUGUUCAAACUGAGCGUCCACGACGAGGAAUUCGCCCUGGUCGUCACCUUGUCCAAGAUGCACAAUUUAGAAAUGCCCGCCCUCAGAGACAUACUGGCCGGUAGUUGCGGCUUGUUCAACAACUACAACCUGUGCCACAUGAAGACCAUCAACUGGGAAGAGAUCAUCACGGGCACCGGCUCCAAGAUCAUCAACGUCUACAAUUUCACGGAGCCGGAGCGCGAAUGCCCGGCGUGUCACGAAUCGUGCGAGGCCGGCUGUUGGGGCGAAGGCCCCGAAAAUUGCCAGAAGUUCUCCAAGAUCAAUUGCAGCCCUCAGUGCCAUCAAGGACGCUGUUUCGGACCGAGGCCGCGGGAAUGUUGCCACUUGUUUUGCGCCGGCGGCUGCACCGGCCCCAAACAAAGCGAUUGUCUGGCUUGUCGCAAUUUCUUCGACGAUGGCGUUUGCAAUCAAGAAUGUCCGGCCAUGCAGCGCUACAAUCCGAUCACGUACUCGUGGGAGACGAACCCGGAAGGCAAGUACGCCUAUGGCGCCACCUGCGUCAAAACGUGUCCCGAGCAUUUGCUGAAGGACAACGGCGCCUGCGUCCGCAUUUGCCCGGCCAAGAAGAAGGCCGUCAACGGCGAGUGCGUCGUCUGCGACGGGCCGUGCCCCAAGACGUGCCAGGGCGUCGACAUCGUUCACGCGGGCAACAUCGAGAGCUUCCGCGAUUGCACCGUCAUCGAAGGAUCCAUCUCGAUCCUGGACCAUUCGUUCGGCGGCUUCCAGCAGAUCUAUCCGAAUUUCACGUUCGGCCCGCGCUACCCGCGGCUCCAUCCCGACCGGCUCGAGAUCUUCUCCACCUUGCAGGAAAUCACGGGGUUCAUCAACGUGCAGGCGUCGCACCCGGACUUCAAAAACUUGUCCUACUUUCGAAAUUUGGAGACGAUCGGCGGACGCCAGUUGACCGAGUACUUCUCGGCCUUGUACAUCGUCAAGACGUCGCUCAACUCGCUGCACCUGCGCUCGCUGAAGAUGAUCCGGGCCGGCAGUGUGACCAUCCUGGAGAACAAGGAGCUCUGCUUCGCCGAGAGCAUCAGCUGGACGAAGAUCAUCAAGUCGCAGCUGCACGGCACGCUGUUGCAGAACAACAAGGUGUCGCAGCAGUGCCAAGAGUCGGGCCUGGUCUGCAGUGCCCAGUGUUCGGUCGAGGGAUGCUGGGGCCUGGGACCCAACGAGUGCCUUUCCUGCGCCCAUUUCCAGCUGGACGAAACGUGCGUCGAGAGUUGCGAUCUGAAUUUGGGAAUUUACGAGCUGACGCCGAAACUGUGCAAACAUUGUCACCACGAGUGCGAGGAGACGUGCACAGGCCCGGGCCCUGGCAACUGCACCGUUUGCAAACACGUCAAAGACGGGCCGUACUGCGUGCCGGCCUGUCCGACCAGCAAGUUCAACGACAGCGGCGAGUGCGUGUCGUGUCACGAUAACUGCGUCGGUGGUUGCACCGGACCAGAAAACAACAUUGGUCCGCGAGGUUGCCACUCUUGCGAAAAGGCUGUCAUCAACGGCGAUGUUGAAGUGGAUCAUUGCCUGAAAAAGAACGAAACGUGCCCAGAUGGUUAUUACUACGAAUGGGUUGGACCGCAGGAGCAAGGGCCGCUGAAACCGUUGGCCGGCAAAGCCGUCUGUCGCAAAUGCCAUCCGCGAUGCAAAAGGUGCAUCGGUUACGGCUUUCACGAACAGGUGUGCCAAGAAUGUGUCAAAUACAAACGAGGCGAGCAAUGCGAGGACGAAUGUCCUCAGGAUCAUUACGCCGACGAAGAGAGACACGAGUGUUCGAGGUGCGCCAGCGAAUGCCGCGGAUGCAGCGGACCCAACGUCAAUCAGUGCCAGAGCUGCCGAAAUUAUCGCGUCUACCUGUGGCCGGGCGUGAUGGAGCCGCUGACGAACGCGACGCAGUUCAACUGCACGGCCAAUUGUCCGGCCGAAGCGCCGCACAAGAUCUUUCCGGCCGACGGAGGCGACCCGUAUUGCGCCAAAGAGCCGGUGGUCAAUCCGCUGGUGAACGGCGACGAGGAGCACAUCGCCGCCAUCUUGGGAGGGGUCAUCGGUUGCGUCACGCUGCUCGGCGUCUUCCUGGCCUGCUUCGGCUACCACUGGCACCAGCGGGCCAAGUCGAAAGAGAACACGGCCAAGAUGACGAUGGUCAUGAGCGGCUACGAGGACAGCGAGCCGCUGCGGCCCAGCCACGUCAAGCCCAACCUGGCCAAACUGCGCAUCGUCAAAGAGGCCGAACUGAGACGGGGAGGCAUCCUGGGCUACGGCGCCUUCGGCACCGUCUACAAGGGCGUCUGGGUGCCGGAAGGCGAGAACGUCAAAAUCCCGGUGGCCAUCAAAGUGCUGCGCGAAGGCACCGGCUCCAACACCAACCGCGAAAUCCUCGACGAGGCCUACAUCAUGGCCAGCGUGGAGCAUCCCAACCUGCUCCAACUGCUGGCCGUCUGCAUGACGUCGCAGAUGAUGCUCGUCACCCAGUUGAUGCCGCUCGGCUGCCUGCUGGAUUACGUGCGCAACAACCGCGACAAGAUCGGCUCCAAGCCGCUGCUCAACUGGUGCACGCAGAUCGCCCGCGGCAUGGCCUACCUGGAGGAACGGCGGCUGGUCCACCGUGACCUGGCCGCCCGCAACGUGCUCGUUCAAAAUCCGGCCUGCGUCAAAAUCACCGACUUCGGGCUGGCCAAGUUGCUGGACAUCAACGAGGACGAGUACAAAGCGGCCGGUGGCAAAAUGCCCAUCAAGUGGCUGGCCCUCGAGUGCAUCCAGCACCGCAUUUUCACGCACAAGAGCGACGUCUGGGCCUUCGGCGUCACCGUCUGGGAGCUGCUGACGUACGGCGGCCGGCCGUACGAGAACGUGCCGGCCCGCGAAGUGCCCGAUUUGCUGGAGAAAGGCGAACGGCUGCCGCAGCCGCCCACCUGCACCAUCGACGUCUACAUGAUUAUGAUCAAGUGCUGGAUGCUGGACGCCGAAAGCCGACCCAGUUUCAAAGAGCUGGCCGAUGAGUUUGCCAAAAUGGCUCGCGAUCCGGGUCGUUAUCUGGUCAUUCCGGGCGAUAAAUUGAUGCGCCUCCCUUCCUACUCUCCUCAGGAUGAAAAAGAGUUGAUCCGGAAUUUGUCGUCGUCGAUGGACGGCCCGGAAGUCAUAAUGGAUGCCGAAGAAUAUUUGCAACCGAAAUCGAGAUGCCCGUUGCCUUCCGGUUCGAACGUGACGUCCGACACGCCGCUACCGCCACCUACCCCCGUCAAGAAAUACGCGGCCAGCAGCACGGGCGGCGGCGGUGGCAGCAGCAUCGCCAACGGGUCGGAACACGCUGGCGUUUACGGCGCUGAAGGCUUCUCCAGUCAGGGCAGUCACAGGACGGCCAGUCCGUCCUCUUCGACGAGGAUGGGCGCCGUCGGCCAGCACCACCACCCCCACCACCUGACCGGUCUACCCGUCGGCCACCAUCCCGGCGGGUUUCAUCCGUCGCAGCAGCUGCAACAGCAACAUUCGCGCGACAGCGGCGGGCCCAGUCUGCGCUACUGCAGCGAUCCGUUGCAGCUCAUCGGCAAAGAAUUAGAAGCGGCGAUGGAAGACAGGCGAUUGCCGCAUUAUCUGCCCGGUGUCAAGACGGGAGCGCGAGUGGGCAAUCUGAAAUUGGAUCUACCUGUUGACGAAGAUGACUACCUGAUGCCAUCACCUCAGUCGACUCAGCCUCACCAUGCUGGUUACAUGGAUCUGAUUGGCGACGCCAAACUAGGAGAUAACGGAGAUCUGAGCAGCGGAGAUUAUCACGCGCGAUCCAUGCCGGACUUUGUCAAGAGCCUGCCGGCCAUUAAGCGGAUGUCGGGCAUGCAUCCGACGUUGCCGCUCAGUAUGGACAAUCCCGAGUAUCACAUGAUGAACAAUCAGGACGUCAACACGCUCUACAAUCCUUCGUCGCCCAGCUACCAGCUGUCGCCGACGUCGUCCGUCUCUAGCGGCCUGCCCGUCGGCAAUGGCGCCACCUUGGGCAUACCGGUCAACAGCCUGGGCGUCGGCACGACGGCCUCCUCCUCUUCCUCGUCGUCCGGCUCGGCCACCGUCCAGUUCCCGACGGGCGCCUUCGGGCCGCGCUACCUGACGCAGCGCUCGUCCGAAGAGGAAGGCUCCGAUCACGACUAUUACAACGACUUGCAGCGCGAAUUGCAACCGCUGCAGCCUCUCAAAAGAAACGAAACUACCGUCUGACCACACCUUUUGUACUUGUAUUCUUUCAACAAAAAAAUCAUUUUCGAGGUGAAAACUUUGUAUCUAUAUUUUAUAUAUAUAUAUAAUCGAGCCAAUCUUUCAUUAUCUUGCUAUCUUAUUCGUAAUAAAAAGGAAACGAAAACAAAAACAAACAAAAAAAAUAAUAAGAGGUUACCAUAAUUUGAAUACGUGUGUGUGUGUGUGAUGAGAGCAAUUUCAUUUUUUUUUUUUUUUUUCAAAAAUCUAUUUCCAGUUGAUGUGUCUGUGUUUGCGAUGACGUGCGACAAUGUGUGCCAAAUGUUGAUUGCCUUUUUUGUUUUCCCCCCAUUGAUUGCCAAUAUCGCGGACCAUUUUUUUCACCUGUGGAAGGGGAUUGCUUCCAUUUAAAAAAAUCAUUUCUCUUCAAUGACGUCUUUUUAAACGACCGUUUUUCUCCCAGUGAUACUCAAAAGACAACAACAAUUUCCUUUCCUUUCUCCAAUCGAGCACAAAAAUGUCGACCCCAUUUGAGGAUGACGUUUCACGUUCGCGCCUUUUUUGUUUACACAAAAAAAAACAAAAAAUCGAUGUAGAUGAAUUUCAAAAUAAAAAUUAAGACGAACGCUGAUUGUUAUGUGUCUUCCCUUCCUUCAAUUGUUUUCUUUCUUUUUUUAAAAAACUCCAAGCGAGCCAUUCAGUGCCUAUAUAUAAAUAAUGAUAGUAUACGUGUCUGAACGUGUUUUGUUUGUCUGCGUGCGUGUCUUGGUCUGAUUGAUUUUGCUAUUGCCGCCCCCAUUGUACCUACACACAUGAGACCAUUUUUUUUUUUUUUUUUGCUUUUUCCAUCAACUUUGUUUUGAUUUUUUCCCUCUCAUUUUUUUUUAAAUUUAAACUAUUCAAUUUGUACAGUGAAACACACAAAUAAAAGUGCGAUGCGAUCAACGGUGGA